UCCUCCAAGGUCUAUGCAACAUUACAGCAAGAGCCCUGAGCAAUGCAAAACCUAGUCUAGGUGGCUGAGCACCCUGGGAGGCAGAAACAGGCAGCUCAGAGUAGCUGUCAGGUGGGAUCUUGAGGGGAAGAGGAGGAAUAAUGUAUUUGUGGCCUUGGACAUGAAGUUAUCAGUCCUCUGUUGCUGUUAACAUAGGGUCAGGGACUGAUGAGGGAAGCAUGGACCUAAUGAACGGGCAGGCAAGCAAUGUUAAUAUCGCAGCUACUGCUUCUGAGAAAAGUAGCAGCUCUGAAUCCUUAAGUGACAAAGGUUCUGAAUUGAAGAAAAGCUUUGAUGCUGUGGUAUUUGAUGUUCUUAAGGUUACACCAGAAGAGUAUGCGGGUCAAAUAACACUAAUGGAUGUUCCAGUAUUUAAAGCUAUUCAACCAGAUGAGCUUUCAAGUUGUGGAUGGAAUAAAAAAGAAAAAUAUAGUUCUGCACCAAAUGCAGUUGCCUUCACAAGAAGAUUUAAUCAUGUAAGCUUUUGGGUUGUUAGAGAGAUUCUUCAUGCUCAAACAUUAAAAAUCAGAGCAGAAGUUUUGAGUCACUAUAUUAAAACUGCUAAGAAAUUGUAUGAGCUCAAUAACCUUCAUGCACUUAUGGCAGUGGUUUCUGGCUUGCAGAGUGCGCCGAUUUUCAGGUUGACCAAAACAUGGGCGUUAUUAAGUCGAAAAGACAAAACUACCUUUGAAAAAUUAGAGUAUGUAAUGAGUAAAGAAGAUAACUACAAAAGAUUGAGAGACUAUAUAAGUAGCUUAAAAAUGACACCUUGCAUUCCCUAUUUAGGUAUUUAUUUGUCAGAUUUAACAUACAUUGAUUCAGCGUACCCAUCAACUGGCAGCAUUCUAGAAAACGAGCAAAGAUCAAAUUUAAUGAAUAACAUCCUUCGGAUAAUUUCUGAUUUACAGCAGUCCUGUGAAUAUGAUAUUCCCAUGUUGCCUCAUGUCCAAAAAUACUUGAACUCUGUUCAAUAUAUAGAAGAACUGCAAAAGUUUGUGGAAGACGAUAAUUACAAGCUGUCAUUAAAGAUAGAACCAGGGACAAGCACACCUCGCUCUGCUGCUUCCAAGGAAGAUUUAGUAGGUUCUGAAGUGGGGGCAUCACCACAGAGUGGAAGAAAGAGUGUAGCUGCUGAAGGGGCCCUGCUGCCACAGACGCCCCCGUCCCCCCGGAACCUGAUUCCUCAUGGACACAGGAAGUGCCACAGUCUGGGUUAUAAUUUCAUUCAUAAAAUGAACACAGCAGAGUUUAAGAGUGCAACGUUCCCAAACGCAGGGCCAAGACAUCUGUUAGAUGAUAGCGUCAUGGAACCCCAUGCACCAUCCCGAGGCCAAGCUGAAAGUUCUACUCUUUCUAGUGGAAUAUCAAUAGGUAGCAGUGAUGGUUCUGAACUAAGUGAAGAGACCUCCUGGCCUGCUUUUGAAAGGAACAGAUUGUACCAUUCUCUCGGCCCGGUGACAAGAGUGGCACGAAAUGGCUAUCGAAGCCACAUGAAGGCCAGCAGUUCUGCAGAAUCAGAAGAUUUGGCAGUGCAUUUGUAUCCAGGAGCUGUUACUAUUCAAGGUGUUCUCAGGCGGAAAACUUUAUUAAAAGAAGGCAAAAAACCUACAGUGGCAUCUUGGACAAAAUAUUGGGCAGCCUUGUGUGGAACACAGCUUUUUUACUAUGCUGCCAAAUCUCUGAAGGCUACAGAAAGAAAACAUUUCAAAUCAACAUCAAAUAAGAAUGUAUCUGUAGUAGGAUGGAUGGUGAUGAUGGCUGAUGACCCAGAGCAUCCAGACCUCUUCUUGCUGACUGACUCUGAGAAAGGAAAUUCAUACAAGUUUCAAGCUGGCAGUAGAAUGAAUGCAAUGCUGUGGUUUAAACAUUUGAGUGCAGCCUGCCAAAGUAACAAACAACAGGUUCCUACAAACUUGAUGACUUUUGAGUAAAAGCCUGAGAAAGAAGAGUUGAACCAUUACCCCUUGGUGGGAGUGGGGACCUGAAGAAAGGGCGCCAGUUGCAAACCAUCCCGUGCCAGAAAGAGCCCUGAGCUCCAUCUCAGCUUGGAGUUCUGAACCAAAAAGCACUAAUUUCAGGGAAUGAAGUGAGAUAUAUUCCAAGAGAACAAUAGAGUUGGCAAAACAAACUGCCAUGAACCAUGCUUCUUAUCUCUGAACUGACCUGUGGAAACCACUGCCUUAAAAGAAUGAAAGGAAAACCAACAUGAUACACCAAAUAGUGUGUGUGAAUCUUAUGGCGGUGCUGUGUUUGGAAUAGAUUGUAGCUAAUUUGCAUUUAUUUUAACUUUGUACUAAUUUUGGAGGGAGGAACCACCUUUUUUAGAUACACUUUAAAAAGGAAAAACAUUUCUUAUGGAUUACAUCAGGAACUGGCUUUGAACUAAUAUAGUAGGGAUUAUACCAGCAGCCCCCUCUUCCUCCUCCCCCCACCCCCAGCAAGGUUUGUUCAGCCUGCAGAAGUGUGCAUCCUCACUUGUUUCCUCACAGCAAGAGUGUGGGAAUUACAAAUGUUGAUAAUGUAAAUUGUGGUUUGUUUGGGAUUGAGGGGGGGUGGUUUUUUUGUUUGUUUUGGAUGAGGAGAGAUCUUUUUAAACACUAAUUUCUGAAUUUAGUACAUACGGGGAACAUUGUUUCCUGUCGGAGGCACAAAAAACAAAGUGUUCACAUGCCAGAGUUUUUUUAAAGUAGGCCCCAGAAAACAUGGUUGUUUUUAACUGGGUUUAAAGUUUAGCUUCCUCUAUGAGUUCAUUGUAGGUCAGACCACAUAUCUGGUAGAGAACUAUAAUCCCAAAAUAGUUUCCUGAGGUUUUACAUUAGUUAGGUUUUUUUUUUUUUUUUCAAGUUAAUUGGAUUAUCCUUUCUCCCAGUCACAGAUGAUUUUUAUCAUCAAAGGCUGGUAAUAUGGAUAUUUUCUUUAACAGUGUUUAAUGUGCAUAAUGCCAGAGUUAUUUUUUAUUCAUUGUUGGCUUAAGAUUCAACAUCAUAUUCGUUUAAAAGAUUCUUUAUUCGUGUGUAUGUAUUUUACCAUAAGACAAAAUAAUUUUAAGAGUGAUAAAGGCUAAAGUUUGAGGUUCUACAAAUUUUAAGUCUCAUGCCUUUCCUCCUUAUAUGACUUACCAUAAGCAUACCAAACCAUUUUCCUAAAAGCUUACUUAUAGGUCCCUGACACCAACCAUAAUUUGUCAGUAAUUGACCAAGCAGUCUUAAGAGAGCUCUUCUAUGCAAUAAUGCAUUCAAUAGCUAACAAAUGCUGACCUUAAAAAUGAAAAGUUUGAAGAUGAGAUACCUUAGAAUAAAAAAAAAAAAAAGAAAAAACACUUGAAUAAAGAUUCUAUUGAAUGUUACAAACUUGUGAGGCAUAAAUUUUAGUAGUGGCCCAGAAUAAGAAAAGCAUUUUGACCGGUACCUAUUAACCGACUUCUGUUACUUUGGGCCUCACAUGAAGUUCCUCACACUUGUAUUCUUAAAGAAUUGUAUACUUCUUUAAAAGUUGUAUUUUACCCUUAAGUCAAUUAAACUUAAGUAGAAAAUACUGCAUAUACAAUAAGUAGCUAAAAAUCUCUCCAAAGGAAAGCAAAAAAGCUUUUUCUGAGUGUUUUUAAUUUAAAGGUUUCAAAUGUGUUUCUCAUAUAACAGUUAGAAGUACAUAGUGACAUAGGCUACAGAGUGCAAGUAUUGCCUGUGGUGAGUGAUUUUUCAAUUAAUCUACGCUUAACCCAUGUUGGGUACACAUAGAUACCAUCUGCAUAGCCAGCAGUAUUACUGUGUAGACCUUGCACAUCUUUUAUUUUGCAUUUUUGAAAAUUUCUUUAUUUUUGUUCAUAAAUAACAUUUUUAAUAGUAUAUGUGCUUUUUAAAAAAUACUGUAAGUUAGAACCCUGUGGAUUUUUUUCUUACUAUUUUGUCUUGAAUAAGCUAAAACAGAUACAUAUUGGAAGUUAACUAUAUCUGUGGAGAUAGCAAUUCAAAGUCAGAGCCUGACAUCACACAGUUUUGCCAAAGAGAGAGCACUAAGAUGGGAGAUGGGUUUGAUAUUUUCAGUUCUAAACAUUAAUGGAUGCUUUAUAGAAUAAGAAUGGUGUCCCAUAUUUGAAAUUCUGGCCUUUGAAAUUCUUAAACUUCAGUAGAAAUAAUUUUUCUGUCAUCAAAUUUGUUCAUUCAAAAGAUUAGUCAUAGCUUUUUGGGAUUAUUUUAGCAUUUGAAACAAACUG
Castor canadensis (American beaver) is the source of this 4252-nucleotide messenger RNA. RefSeq names its product Ral GEF with PH domain and SH3 binding motif 2 (gene Ralgps2). NCBI's taxonomy places the organism in Eukaryota, Metazoa, Chordata, Mammalia, Rodentia, Castoridae. Gene Ontology annotation, biological process: Ras protein signal transduction. Gene Ontology annotation, cellular component: plasma membrane. Gene Ontology annotation, molecular function: guanyl-nucleotide exchange factor activity. The record is from RefSeq and is a predicted model, not a curated record.